Messenger RNA from Acipenser ruthenus (sterlet), 3547 nucleotides. RefSeq names its product tumor necrosis factor receptor superfamily member EDAR-like. NCBI's taxonomy places the organism in Eukaryota, Metazoa, Chordata, Actinopteri, Acipenseriformes, Acipenseridae. The record is from RefSeq and is a predicted model, not a curated record. Gene Ontology annotation, molecular function: protein binding; signaling receptor activity. Gene Ontology annotation, cellular component: plasma membrane. The transcript is spliced from 10 exons. Gene Ontology annotation, biological process: positive regulation of canonical NF-kappaB signal transduction; positive regulation of JNK cascade. The coding region runs from base 150 to 1307 and encodes 385 amino acids.
GGAGAGAGGAGAGUGACAGUGUGUGUGAACCAGUUCCUUGCUGCACGCUUGACUGUCUGGGAAGCAGAGACCAGAGACUGCACAUGUGUUAGCCUUUCAAUUCUUCCACAAGAGCCCCAGCUGCUCAGAUCGCAGUGAGAGCCAGUGCAAUGGACCUCUCUGAACUCACAAUAUCCCUGCUGGUGUGGUGUGUGCUCUGCGGCUCCUGCUCCAGCUGCAGUGAUACGCAGUACCGCGCCUCUGACGGGAGCUGUAAGGAGUGCCAGCCGUGUCCCGCGGGUGAAGAGCCCCAGGAGGACUGCGGAAUUGACUCUGGGUGGCCGGUACAAUGCGUGCCCUGUGAGGACGGCCGGUACAGCGCUGACCGGGACUUGAACCCGUGCUGGUCCUGCACACAGUGCCACGUUCAGAACCGGGAGGAGCUCUCCCCAUGCCAGCACACCGCCAACGCCAAGUGUGGCCGCUGUUUAAAAGGGUUCUUUGAGCUCAAACGCACAGACGGGGGGUCGGAGCUGGUCUGCAUCCCCUGUGCCGGCACCGACGUGAUGAGCCGCAAGGAGUGCCAAGUGACGGAGCCCCCUGAGACCUCCAUGGCUGUGAUCGGCAUGGUCUCAGCUGCCUCCACCUUCGCACUGGUGCUGCUGCUCUGGAUCCUCGUGUUCAUCACCAAGCAGAUCAGACGAGGGUACAAGGGCUCCCUCCAGCCCAGCAGACUCCCGGACCCUCUAACUGACCUCAUCACUCAGUACUCGCCAAAGGAAGUACAGCCUCUCCGACAGGAAGUGACCCCGAAGGACCUGGAGCAGGGCUGUCACUGUCCGGAUGACUCCCCCAGAUCACUGAGCUCGCUGAUUCCAGAGAAGGAGACCCCACCCCAUUCUAUUGUCAUCAAUGUCACCACCAAUAUCAAGCCCCCCUCUGAAGGGGAGGAGCAAGAGUGGGGGGAAGGGCCGGGUGACACCACCCUGUUACAGGAGGAGCAGAUGGAACACCAGCUGGAGGAGAUCUGCAGAUUAGCUGAGGGACAGAGCCUGGAGCAGCUGGACUAUGACAGUGUGCAUGAGCUGUCUCUGCUGGUGGACUCUAGGGGGAGCCGGGCUCUGCGCAGGCUGGGCUGGGCUCUGGGGGUCCGGCCUGACAUCCUCAAUAACCUACACGGGUUCCAGGAGCUCUUCGAAUACCUGCGCACCUCCACCUACAUGCAGCUGCCAGAGCUGGCCCGCGCCGCUGCACGCAUCCACAGGGCAGACCUGGUCGACAGGCUGCACCAGGGCCUGGCCGCCACGGAGAGGGCCCCCAGGAGCUAGGGCCCGCCCCCUCCCACUCCUCCCUCUCCUCCUGCACACAGACAGGUGCUGGUGUCUAAGUGUGGAAGUUACACAGCUUCUCAGGAAGCAGACCCAGUGACAGAGCUCUGCGUUUUAUUAAGACAGACUGUGAAAGGAGAAGCAGUUAUUCAACCCUUCAUACAGAAAAAAAAGACACUGAUGUGCAAUUUAACACCUUUCUUUCAGAUAAUGCAUGUUGAUGAUACAGGUGUCCUUAACUCGUUAUUAUUUCCCUCUACUUCAUGUUCUGUUUCUUGUCUUGAUGCUUUCACUGUAGCCAUAGAAAGCACCCUGACUCAAUGGAAGGGUACGUUGACUUAAAAGAGGUAUGACGUCAGCUUCCUGUCUGAAAAGCAAGCACACUUCAAUUUGAAUUCAUCACUUGCUUUAUUUAUUUUAGGCAGAACUAGAAGUGGAUCUUGGAAUGCACUGGAAGUUCUGUCCAAGCGUUUAAAGUUCUAGAAUAAUCUUGAGACUGCAUGCGUUUUUAUUUAUUUAAGGUUUGCACUGGAACUUCGUUGAAGAGUUCAUAAACCAUUGCAUAAAAGACUUGCUUUUGAAUCUGAUUGUGUCAAACAUUUCACUGAUUUUGAGAAGAGUCAUUUUUUCCUAAUAUAUCUGCUGGUGUUUAAAAGCCUUAGUGAAACAAAACAAAACUUUGAUGUUACAGCUCAGGGGGUUACUUUGUGAGCUCUUAGGAGCUUAGUUGUUUAUUGCUAGUUUUGUAAAAUUAGCAAAUUGUUUAAAAAAUAAAAAUGUGCAAGUUAAGCACUGAAGUAAAUAGUUUGUAAGAAACAGUGAACACUGUGGGAAUGGGAGUCAACCAGUUACCAAUAGACAUAAUAACUACCUGUUUAAAGAUAGAGAACAAAAUGGAGACCUAAGUUCAAGAAGUUUCUAAAUAUAGGUUUACUGUGCUGGGAAAAUUGCACAUAAGAUAAUUGCUAAUGUAAGACUAAGGAAAGGACCAUGUCUCCUAAUGUGUUGAUCUUCUGAGUUUACACUUUGCUGUUGUUGCUUGGUUCUGAGCAUUGUCAGGAAAGAGUUUCAGUUUAAUGGUUUUUGUAGUGAAUUUGUACAGAUGUUUGUUUUUUCUUAAAGGCAGCUCUUUUUCAUGGUUCUCAAGCCACUACAGCCACACCUAAAGCCUAUAGAGAAAGAUAUGGGGUAAUUGGGUCAUACAAUUUAAAGCUGCAGUACCCCAUAUUACACAGAAAGGUUAUUCGCUGAUGCACGUUUACCACAGUCUUCCAUGGUUUAACCUUCAUUGGGUUUAGAAAGCGGCCCUUGCUGUCCAGUUUGUUUACAGUGUGUUUGUUUACAUUCCCCAGUCAAAGAGUGUUUUGGCAGUCAGGGCAGAGUAUUGGAAAACAAUUUUCUUGAAUUCAAGGUCUCGCAAAGUUUUAUAAAGUUUUAGACUAGCUCAUAAAAAGGCCUGCGUGCUUUCUGAGCCUCUAUCCCGUCUGCCUGCCUGCCUGCCUGUCUGAGUGUUAAGUAACACAGCGCUCCUGAAUAUUUCAAACCCUGGGUAACUGAGCCCCGAGCUCAGCGUGUAUUCCCUUAUCUCCCAUGAAAAAUGAAUGAGGCAGCUACAGCCUUAAUGUGCUGUAAUGGAGAGGAUGGGGAAGGGGGGAGAUGGUGGUGGUGGUGUGGGGGCGGGUAUCAAUGCUGGUGCAUUGCAGGCCUGGAGAGAGGUCCCAUCAGCACACCCAUCCAAGACCUCCACUGCAUCUAAACUGUACUGGCACCAACAGCGGCAGAGUUCAGCUCUGGGGUUACUCAAUAGUUUAACUACUGCAAGAUAACUGUAAUCACACUGCCACUGCAAUCUGAGAUGCUAUGAUAAUGUUGCCAGCUUAUUCUGCACACUUUGUCCACUGUAUUGCAAUUUAGCUGCACUUCAUAGCUGCAAUUUCAGAUUCAUUUGUACAAUAAGAAUAGUGACAGCGGCUAACAAGAUUGCUGUUAGGCUGCAGUAUAACUACAGUGCUGCAACUGCAGUCUAAUGCUGGGGAUCCUUGUUUCUAUCUUUUUCUGUCUUGGUCCUUUUUGUACAUGUUUUUUGGUCAGAUGAUUCAUUGUACAGCAGCAUUUUGUAUCUGUGUAUUGUGAUGACAUGCCUCCUGCAAACUGAACUUGUGAAGAAACUGUUACUUAUUGUGAAUAAAAUGUACAUGUUUCCUUUGUAAAUCAAUUGUAAUAAAUAAGUGUGUCGAUCA